AUGACCCCCUCUGUACCACAGGACUCUAGGAACUUGCAUUACGAACAUCUCGGAAUGCCUUCAAUCAACCCCAUAUCCCAGUCAGCGUCAACAUUGGCUACACGCAUCGCAACUUCGAAAAACGCAUUUCCAUACGGCCAAGACAGCCUGUCCGGACUACCAGAUUUAAAGCAUUAUAACUUCUCGUCCGACUUCUCCCAUCAACCCGACACCCCAAAUUCGCUCAACCUGAAUGCAUUUGGUGGUGCAUCACGCUAUGCAAUGGCGAUGAACUCCCAUUUCUCCGCGUACGACCGUGGGCAAAGCCAUGAUAGCCACCCCAUUACGCCGAAGCACGAAGACUAUUUCUCCCUUGGUGGGCAAACAUCGCUGCUUAAUUCAAGCCCCGAUUUUUUACAUGCAUCAGAAAGCAAUCCAUUGUUGAGCCAGGAUCGCCCAUUCUUCAAAAGCUAUUUAGAGUCUCCAAGCAGCAAAAGGCAUGCGCUAGCAAAUUCCUAUUCCGGGUUUAAACCAAUCAACUACCGCCCGGACAUUACUGAGUCGACCGAGAAUGCGGACUCGCGAGACACUUCGGCAGGUGAUAUCAAGGUUGAGUCACAACUUUGCGACAUUGUGCACCCGAGCCUGCACAAUGACAACGAUGAACCUAAUUUCAAUACGGAUGGCACCUGGGCAGCUAACACUAUGCUUGGAGGUCUUCCGACGCAUCUGGGUCGUGAAGGCUCGGCUGUUUGA
Molecule: messenger RNA, 735 nt
Organism: Akanthomyces muscarius
Lineage: Eukaryota; Fungi; Ascomycota; Sordariomycetes; Hypocreales; Cordycipitaceae
Exons: 3
Coding region: 1-735 (244 amino acids)
Source: RefSeq, a predicted model, not a curated record